Molecule: messenger RNA, 528 nt
Organism: Peniophora sp. CBMAI 1063
Lineage: Eukaryota; Fungi; Basidiomycota; Agaricomycetes; Russulales; Peniophoraceae
Source: the annotation of a GenBank genome assembly
AUGGAAGCCUCGUCUCCUCCCCCGGCGCCCCGCCGAAUCGUCACAACGCACAAAGAAGCGAAGAGCGUUGUCCAGCUAGAUCAACCCAUCACAUUUCAACCCUACCCAAACUCGACGACGUCGCGCUUCUCCGAUGUUUGGGUGUACGACGGCGUCCCGACGAAUGAUAACAAUCUUGCAACUGACGGUGGGGAGCGUAAGGUAACUGGCCCCGGACUCGGUGUCGUACAGGAAGGGGGUGUGACUUGCCGGUACAACGACCUUGCGCCGGGUGCGAGCGUACCGAUGCACAGGACAACGUCCACAGACGUCAUAGUACUCAUUUCUGGACAAACCGUCCUCACGCUUGACGACGGGACCGAGACACUAUUGGAGAAAGCGGGUGAUAGUGUCGUACAGCGUGGUACGAUGCAUGGGUGGCGUAACCCGAGCAAAACGGAGUGGACGCGUAUCAUGGCUAUCGUGGUCGAUGCUAAGCCAGUGGUAGUUGAUGGGGCCGAGCUGAAGAAUGAGAUGCAGAGUGAAUGA